Messenger RNA from Danio rerio (zebrafish), 1121 nucleotides. RefSeq names its product zgc:174224. Gene Ontology annotation, cellular component: nucleus. NCBI's taxonomy places the organism in Eukaryota, Metazoa, Chordata, Actinopteri, Cypriniformes, Danionidae. The record is from RefSeq and is marked validated.
GUCGAAUCUUCAGAGCUAAGCUCUGCCGCCAUCAGUGAAAGACAAAGACAGAGUUUAUUGAAGGACAGUGAGAAGAUGAGUGAUCCAGAACCCUGCAGAAUUAAACAGGAAGACACUGAAGAACUAAUAGACCUGGCGGACAAGACGGAGGAGAGCGAGGGACAGAGUGUCAAAAAUAGACAACCAAAAUCCCGUGCAUGGACAAAAGGUGCUGCUUCUCAGAAGAGCAGAGGUGAGAUUUGCUCUGUGUGCGGAAAGAGUUUCAGUAAUAAGCGUAAUCUUCAAAUUCACACGAGGAUUCACACUGGGGAGAAACCGUACACGUGUCCUGAGUGCGGGAAGAGCUUCAAUCAGUCGUCGACUCUCAUCACACACACGAGGAUCCACACUGGGGAGAAACCGUACAAGUGUGGUCAGUGCGACAGAACGUUUGUGAGGAUUUCAGAUCAGAAGAAACAUUUCAGAGUUCACAGCAAGGAUAAGCCCUACUCAUGCUCUGACUGCGGAAAGAGAUUUGCACAUCAGUCGAAUUUAAGUAAACACCAGAAGAUCCACAGCGGUGUGAGAGAGCAUGUGUGCUUCGAGUGUGGGAAGAGCUUUGUCACAGCUGAACAUUUGAAACAGCACCAGAGGAUUCACACUGGAGAGAAACCGUACAAGUGUUCACACUGCGACAAAGCUUUCAAUCAGUUAAUACACCUGAAAAUACACGAGAGGACUCACACUGGAGAGAAACCGUACAAGUGUUCCCACUGCGGCAAGACGUUCAGUCAGUCACCAACCCUCAAAGCGCACAGCAGGACUCACACUGGAGAGAGACCGUACGUUUGUGUUGAAUGUGGAGAGAGUUUCAAUCAUUUGCUUUCUCUACGCAUUCAUAUAAGAAAGAGUCACAUUAAAUGUGAACUUGCCGAUAUUUAAACACACUUGACCACCGUGUCGGACUGUUGCAGAAGACCAGAUAUCAGUAAGUCUAGUGAGUUAGGUGGGUAAUAAGCAGGGGUGCACAUCAGUUUAUUGAUUCAGCUCUCAAAGGAGAACCCGACAGACGUAGCCAAUUAUUACGCCCCAAGUCUAGGGGAAACAAAAAGGGCGUAAUAAACGAAGAAGAAAAAAACAAA